Molecule: messenger RNA, 1503 nt
Organism: Xenopus laevis (African clawed frog)
Lineage: Eukaryota; Metazoa; Chordata; Amphibia; Anura; Pipidae
Gene: knstrn.L
Product: kinetochore localized astrin (SPAG5) binding protein L homeolog
Biological process (GO): spindle organization; regulation of attachment of spindle microtubules to kinetochore; mitotic sister chromatid segregation
Cellular component (GO): microtubule plus-end; mitotic spindle; kinetochore
Source: RefSeq, marked predicted
CCCCUUCUCUUCAGCUGCUGACAGCUUGUUUUCUGCGCGAGCACGGACGGCAGUGACUGAUUUAUAGCCCUUAUUACUGCUCCUAACAUUGCCCGAGCAUAGUGUACCAUGUCCCAAAAAGCCUUGUCCUCAGAAACCCACUCUGCCUCUUUACAGCAAGGAUCCAAACAUCGUAUUCUCAGUCAGCGCGCCCGAUGUUGGAGUGUUCAAAGCAGUCGGCCAUGGGAAAAAAACCCUUGCUUCUAAGAAACCUUCUGCUCCAACCCGCGGUAUCACAACUCGCUACAGGAUGGAAGCAGAAUUGCGAGACCGAAACCAGCUUUUGGAAGCAGCCAAUGUCAGCUUGCAUGCCAACCUGACUAACGCACAGGGUACCAUUAAAGAGAUGACUGAACGUCAAGUAGUGCUGGAAAAUGAUCUCAAAGAGUUAAACCGGCGGUUAGAAAAAAAUUUGAUUAUCCUUGAAAACCGAAAUAUUGAUCCUGUUUCAGGGGAAGAAAUCCUGGCAUCUGCUGAAGAAACCAGCAAGUUAAGAUCAGAAACAAAGCUCUUCACAGAAAAUCUUUUAAAUGAAUUGCAGAAUUUCAGCGAAGCAACCAGCGAGCAAAGAACCCUUAUGCAGACUGUUAUGGCAAAAUGGAAGGAAGCAGACAAAGGAAGAAAUCAAUUUGUGGAUGAGCAGAAAGCACUUGAGAGAGAACUUGAACAGUUCCGGGAAUGCUUACUGCAGGCAGAGAAGCAGCUGAAUGUGUGAUGAACAGCAACUAAAUGUUCCUAUCUUUUGACAAAGCAAGAGACUACCUGGCUGUACAUAUUCAUUGCAAAAUUGCCCUCCUCUGGAUCCUGGGAACAUGAAAUAUAACUAAAGCUAUAAUAAAUGCACAUUGUAUCAGUGCUACACAAUUUGUUGGGCCCUCUAAAAAUACAUUUUAAUAAUAAUAAUUGUACACUUGAGAACAAGCAAAUUUACACACACAGUUCAAACUUUUUAAGUGUUCAGAAUUGUUUCCUGUGGUGUAUCUGAUUAUUAUAAUAUAGAGAGAAAGCAUGAGUGUGUUCAUGCCACACAUUGUAGAAUGGCUUAUUAUGGCAUACGCUUCAGCACUGUGUGAUGGAUAGUCAAUGUCAGCCCAUGACAAAACAAUAAGAAUAAUGAAAAACGAUGUGCAGCAUAUUACAAACACCCUUUUAAUUUGAUAGAAAAGCAAGGGCUAAAUUGAUUUCUAGAAUAUGACCAGCACUAUGAUCAGAAGGGAGAUCGCUGCAUUAUUAGAAUCCGGAAGGAACUUGUUACUAGUUCAUAAGCUUGCAAUAUAGAGUAGCAUCAUUUUUAGUUCAUCAUUUUGCCUUUAUUUAGGUGGUCCGCAAAUGUCAGAUACCACUGAUUUUGCACAUCACCCAGACGGGCAAGAACUGUAUUCACACACUCUGGGGAAACGUCUUGUUUAUAGCCUGUAAAUAUUCCCUUGUUUAUUUGUGAAUAAAUCCAGUUUUCAACGCUCA